GUUUACUGGCAUUUAGUUUGUUAUGUUAAUGGCAGUGCAAGUGAAUGAAAGUUUCUUUAAAAUGGGGUUUAGUAUUAGAGAAAAUUAUCAUUUUUUUGUGUAAUAAAGUGACUUUGUUAUCAUUUAAUAUAAUAUUCAUUACUAUGAACCUAUCCACAUUCAGAAAGUUCUCUACUACAGCCCAUAGUCAAACCUACGUACUUAAAUGAAAAUCCAAUGUUUUUAGACUUAAAAAUGAUGAGGCUGUCCAGUUUAUUCAAACUGAAAGAAAUUUUAGAAGAUGUGGGAUAACAUAUGAAGUGGACCAAGUUUAUAUUUUGGAAUGGCUUCCAUAAGUGGAGCUCAGACUUCCAGAACUUUACUUGAUAUUAUUCCUCAGUAUUCCAAAUCGAAGAUUGAUGUAGGCAGUGUAAGAUUAAAAUCAUUAGUCAGUAUUGGCAAUGUCCAAUGUUCAACUUCCCGCUUUCCAAAAUUAGAAGAAUGUGCACACUUUCAUUAUGAUCAUGUUGAUUUACAACCUAUACAGUUGAAACUAUUAGAAGAUUCAGUCAAAGGGGAGGGAUUCGAAGGAAUUACGUUGAAAGUGACUAGUGGUCAUGAAGCUUGGCAAAUACGUAGAACUUAUGACCACUUUUGUAAGCUCGAUGAACAGCUGCACCAAUGUGUAUUUGACAGAAAAUUUAGUGAGUUACCUAUACUGUCACGGAUGACGCCCAAAAAUGAUGCAGAAAUCAAGAAAGUUCUGAAUAGUUAUGUUAAAAGAUUGAGCUAUAUCGGUAGUGGUUGUGCUAUCAGUUGUGGACCUGCAUUGAGUUGGUUCGAAUUGGACAACCGAGGCAGAAGGAUUGUAGCUGCAGGGCAGGGGAUUAAUACUCCUGCUGUUGCUGCUGCUUUUGCAACCACUCCUUAUACAGCUCAUGCCACUGAUGAGCUUUCUUUUCAGAUUGGAGACAUGAUAUCUGUUAUUGAUAUGCCUCCCGCAGAAGAAAGUGUUUGGUGGAGAGGUAAAAGAGGAUUUGUUGUUGGAUUUUUCCCUUCUAAUUGUGUAGCUGUAAUAACUGAUAAAAUACCAAAUGAAAUAGCUUUGGCUGAGCCUAGUAAACCAGUGCUAAGGAAACAUGGAAAACUAAUUGCAUUUUUUCGAGCUUUUAUCCUUUCAAGGCCCUCUCGUCGUCGCUUGAAGCAGACUGGUAUUCUAAAAGAAAGAGUGUUUGGUUGUGAUCUUUCAGAACAUUUGCUUAACUCUGGAAGGGACAUCCCUCUGGUGCUUAAAUGUUGUUCUGAAUUCAUUGAAGCUCAUGGCAUAGUAGAUGGUAUUUAUCGUCUUUCUGGAGUAACUUCUAACAUUCAAAGAUUGAGAUCGAUUUUCGAUGAAGAUAGGCUUCCAACUCUUGUUGAGGACACAGUUAUAAAGCAGGAUAUUCACAGUGUUGCCUCCCUCCUUAAAAUGUACUUCAGAGAACUUCCUAAUCCUUUAUGUACCUAUCAACUUUAUGAAGAAUUUGUCGCUGCUGUUCAAUCAUCAAUAGAUCAUCGCAUUGAAAAUAUGAGAAAAGUAGUGCGAAAACUUCCACCACCACAUUACAGAACUCUAAAGUACCUCAUGGGUCAUCUUGGACACGUAUGCAGUCACAGUUCUGGUACAGGAAUGACAGCGAGGAAUGUAGCUAUAGUAUGGGCGCCCAACCUAUUAAGAUGUAGAUCCCUGGAUCAAGGUGUUGCAGCACUUCAGGGUGUUGGGAUUCAAGCUGUGGUCACUGAAUUUCUAAUUCUUAAUUCUCCUGAGAUUUUCGGAACACAUGAUAUCAGUGAGGCCAGGCCAAAGUCGGUAGCUAUAAGCACACCAACUAAGCUACUUACUUUGGAGGAAGCUCAAGCCCGAGGUCAAACACCACGUAUAACCCAGGGAGAAGUCAAGGAGCAGAUUUGUAUUAUAGAGAAAAUGCCUUGUUACCACACAGUAAUCGACCUACCUCGCAAACGUCCUGCUCUUAAUUGGAAAACUAUUUUCACUCCCAGAAGAAGUCACCAAGUGAAAUCUCCCCGUAGAUUUAAGAGGAAAACAGUCAUAAAGUCUGCUGAGUAUUUAACAGGUAGUGGAACAAAUGGCUCUUCUCAACAGGUGAAUAAUUCAACUCACAGCAGAUCUGUCUCACAUGAUUCUUAUUUCGAUAUGGCUACUGCGGAGCAUCCAUCUACUUCUUCUCUUGUUGAUACUCAGCAUGAAGGUUUAUCAUUGUCUCUGGAUUUGAGUGAAUUACAAAUGAAUUUCGACGUAGAAGAAAGUGAAAUGAGAAUAUUCUCAGAAGAUGAAACAAAUCAGCUUUUUAGUUCUGGCAUUAGCCUUAUUGAAUCUGAUAAUUUGGAACAAAGGUUUUCCUCUCAAGAACUUCGUUAUAUUGAUAGCUAUUCACCUGAACCAGAUAGCCCCUCUGACACCUCUCCAAGGUACCAACCACUACUUACUCCUAGUUCAUAUGAAAAUUUGAGAACAGCAAACAAUAAUUGUGAUGGUGCACCUUCUUCACAGAGAACAUCUGCUUCAUAUGCUUAUGAAAAAUUGACUGAAUCACCAGUUCUUGGAGAAAAUUUUGAAAACUAUGACAAUGAAUCUUGUGAAGAAGUGAAACAGGAAAAUGAUCUUUACGAAGGCUGUUAUGAAGAAAUGGAACUAGGCAUUGAAGGAUAUGAACCAGUAUCACCCGUACCAGCUUAUGAAAAUCAGAAGAGCGUUAAUCAAACAGAUAAUAGUAUUUAUGAGGAUGUACAGUUAACAACUUCUGAAAUAUACCAGCAAGUUUCAUACCUGAGAAACUCUGUUGAGGAACUAAAUAGAUUUGUUUUAGAUUCUAACCAAGACAAGGAUUCUUCACUGAAUACAGAUAAAGAAGCCGAUGAAAAGUCUGAGAAAAGUAGUAAGAAUGAUGAUGAAACAGAAAUUCCAGUGCAUCAUAAAAUAAUUGAUUCCCUUGAAAAUGUUGGUGGAACUGUGGCAACAGAGGUGUCAAUAGAGCAUUCUCCCAGUUCAGAACCUAUAAAGACAGAAAUUAAAACUAAUCAAGUAAAAGUAGUUGAAUGUAGUUUGUCUGAUGAAUGUGUACCUGAUUGGGAGGAUAACAAUGAAUUAUUAGAUUCAGAUAGUGCUACAAAUUAUGAAAAUGUUGAUUUAAUGAUUAAAGACAAUUUAUAUAGGGAUAAAAGUGAGGGAAAUUCAAAUGACAAUAAUCCUGAUAUGAAUGAAAGUAAUUCUAAAACCUCAGCACAAUUCCUACAAGAUAAUUGUGAUACUAAAUUAAGUAUGUCUAUUAGAGGCAUAAUAGAUGAUAGUGAAUCCUUAAAAAAGGAAAUUACUACGCCAAAAGUAAGUUGUUGUGUGGUAUCUGAAGUUCUGAAACAAGAUUGGAUUGAUAGAACGAAAGAUACUAAAUUCACAACUCCAGAAGAAUUUCAAGAUUCUGAUAAAAAGACUGAAAAAUCGCAAAAAAUGUUUGAAAAAGAUGGGUGCAAAUGGGAACUAAACUCUGGAAUUAAAACUGAAGAAUCUGAUGUUGAAAGGAGAGAACGAAUAGAAAGGUAUAAAGAAGAAAGGAGAACAUUUUUUAGGAAAAAAUAUGGAGCUGAUAGUGUUAACAAUAAUGAUGAAGCUGAUGAAGAACUAAUUAGAAGGAUAAAACAGCGGACCCAGCGAGGAGGAAGUGGGGAAAAGUGGUGCACUGAUCUUAGAUCCCCCACAAAAACUACUGUUAAUAUUUCUUAUUCACCUGCUAGAGUAUCAGCAAACAAACAACUUUCACUGCCAAGCUCUCCAGAAAAAAAUGAGAAAAGUGAUUCUUCGUAGUCCUCUUCUGCCUGUGUCAAGUUUUAAUUUAUUUUAUUACAUGAUAUUUCUACUCAAUUUUUCAUUUCUCUCUUACAACUGCUAGAAACAUUGAGAUAUGCUCAUUAUUAUUAGACCAAACAGACUAUAGCUUACAAUAUUUAUUUAUUUACUAUAUCAGUAAGCAUCUUUAUAUUAUAACUUGUAGACUAUAUAUAUAUAUGUAUAAGAAUCCUAUUUGUAUAUAAAACUUUACCUAAAACCAUAACUUGCUUAUUGGAGAAUGAAAAAUGGAUUUGUGGGUCCUUAAUAUAUGAAUUGUUUUUUUAAGAUAAGUAAAGGACAAGUGAUUGGCUAGCUUUUAUUAGCCUUACUGAAAUCAUGCUUUAAUAUAAUAAAAUAUAAAGUAAAGUGUUUAAAUAGUCAUUAGAUUAACAAUAAAAAUUUAAGAAUUUCUUUUUUACACAACUGUGUAUAUAUUACGCUCUGUGUAUGUUUCUUGUUAUAUAGAUACACAUCUGAUUAAUCCAUGUUCCCACAAAGGCCAAAUACUAAAAAUAGGUUUUUAAAUUUAUUAUUUAAUCUAUAUUAGAAUUUAAACUCAUGAAUAUUGUAAUGAUUAACGUUCAUUACAGCUUAACAUGCGUAAGAACUUCUGCCACUGUAAAAUAUAAUUGUUUUGUGAUUGUUAUUAAUAAAGUUGUUAAUGGAAAUGUUAAAUCUUAGUUACACAAGUUAUUAAAUUGUUAAAGCUCAAUUUAAUUUUAAUAGUUUGUUAAUAAUUAUUAAAAACUUUAAAUUUUUUUUAAAAAGGAUUUAUAUGUGUUCAAUAAAAAACCAGUAUUCAUUCCUGUUUUUCUUUAAUAUUUUUGACUAUAAUUAUUUAUAUUUAUUUAAAAAUUAUUAGCUAUUAACUACUUUCUUGUAAAGAUUAAUACUGUAAAUAACACCAAAAUAUAUCUAACAUUAAUCUUUACUUAUGAUAUGAUAGGAUUAAAAUGACUCUGCUGUAAUAUGUUAUUUAUUUAUGUUUUGGAAAGCAAUUUAUUAUGUAUAUGUUACAUAUAUUUUUUAAGCAACUGUUAACAAAAAUAUAUUGCCACUUGUAUAUUAUUAUGUAUUCCCUUAACAGUUAAAAUAAAUAUAACCAUUGAAUCCAGAAAAUAUUGUGAUCUUUGAAGUACAAAUCUGCUUACCUGAA
Molecule: messenger RNA, 5018 nt
Organism: Nezara viridula (southern green stink bug)
Lineage: Eukaryota; Metazoa; Arthropoda; Insecta; Hemiptera; Pentatomidae
Source: the annotation of a GenBank genome assembly